Gastrolobium bilobum is the source of this 3753-nucleotide messenger RNA. RefSeq lists its product as uncharacterized. Gene Ontology annotation, cellular component: CCR4-NOT complex. Lineage: Eukaryota; Viridiplantae; Streptophyta; Magnoliopsida; Fabales; Fabaceae. The record is from RefSeq and is a predicted model, not a curated record. Gene Ontology annotation, biological process: protein ubiquitination. Gene Ontology annotation, molecular function: RNA binding; ubiquitin-protein transferase activity. Bases 181 to 3270 code for a protein of 1029 amino acids. The transcript has 14 exons.
CGCCUUCCCUCUCUUUUAAAAGACACCCUGUGCUUUUUCUCUCCCCCUCUUUACCCUUUUGCGUUCUCUCUCUCUCUCUCUCUCUCUCUCUCUCUCUCUUCGUCUUCGUGUUAUCGUGCUCUUCUCAAACAAUCUCCUCCUCACAGUUUCGUCUUCUUCUCGAUCUCAUCACUGGCAAUCAUGAGUGACCAAGGAGAUAGGACUUGUCCUCUCUGUGCAGAGGAGAUGGAUUUGACAGAUCAGCAGUUGAAACCUUGCAAAUGUGGUUACGAGAUAUGUGUCUGGUGUUGGCACCACAUAAUGGACAUGGCUGAGAAGGAUGACACAGAGGGGCGAUGCCCCGCGUGUCGAUCUUCUUAUGAUAAGGAAAAGAUUGUUGGGAUGGCUUCAAACUGUGAGAGAUUGGUGAAUGAAAUUAAUAUGGAGAAGAAAAUGAAGAAUCAUAAAACAAAGUCUAAAUCAUCUGAUGGGCGGAAGCAGCUAAGCAGUGUGCGAGUGAUUCAGCGGAACCUUGUUUACAUAGUUGGCUUGCCUCUCAAUCUGGCAGAUGAAGAUCUUAUCCAGCGGCGAGAGUAUUUUGGUCAGUAUGGUAAGGUCUUAAAAGUGUCAAUGUCUCGGACGGCAGCUGGUGUCAUUCAACAGUUUCCGAACAAUACUUGCAGUGUAUAUAUUACUUAUUCAAAAGAAGAGGAAGCAAUUCGUUGCAUUCAAAAUGUACAUGGAUUUGUAUUGGAGGGUAGACCUUUAAGGGCUUGUUUUGGAACCACAAAAUAUUGUCAUGCUUGGCUUCGAAAUAUGCCUUGCAGCAAUCCUGAUUGUCUAUAUCUGCAUGAGAUUGGUCCUCAAGAAGAUAGUUUUACAAAAGAUGAAAUAAUCACAGCAUACACUAGAAGUCGAGUUCAACAAAUCACUGGUGCUGUAAACAAUAUGCAACGGCGGUCAGGGAAUGUAUUACCCCCUCCAGUGGAUGAUAACAUGAAUAAUUCUUCAGAAAAGCCCAUUGUGAAAAAUGCUCCAAGUAACUCUGUUAGCACUGUAAGAGGUUCACCUCCAAAUGGAGUCUAUGGGAGACAUGUAGCUCUUCCUGCUAGUGCGGCAUGGGGUACCCAGGCUACAAAUUGUGAGCCCCCUUUUGGUGGUCUAUCAUAUCCAAGUGGGCCGUCCAAGCCAAAACCUGAUACAGUCAGCAGUACACUAGCCUUUUCUGCAGCUGUUACGGGCACAAUUCAGGCUUCUGCAUUGCAAAGUGAUGGAAAGAGGCCACUAUCUAGUGAUGGGAGUCAUAGUAUGACAGCUAGAGUAAAAAAUGAAUUGUUGAGACCUGUGAAACAAUACAAUAGCAUGGACUCUCUGGCCAGUGCAGGUGAAAAAACUUCAGCUUUUGAUGUUUCUCCUGUGCCCAUGUAUUUGAGCAGCCAGUUGUCUUUACCAUUGUCCCUAGAUAGUGAUAGAGGCAGUUGUAGUACAGCAAACACAAUAAAUUCUAUUAACAUAACUGGACAGUUGUGUAGCUCUGGUCCUGAGGAAGCAAUCACUGCUACCAAUGAAGAGAUUCAGAAUUUGUCCAGUGAGUUGUCCUCCAUUAACAUUGAUAGAAACACCUCAAAUGAACACUAUGGUAUAGCCAAACCUAAUAGCCCGCCUACUGAUUAUGUCUUGAUAAAAUCUCCUCAAAUUCAAGGAUCACAGCAUAAUAGUGACAGAUUUAGAGAUGUAACAACUACAAAUGUUGCUGGUAAAACUCCUACAUCAGAUAAUGGGGUUUGUUAUUCAAGGGAACAGUGUGGUUGGAGAUUGGAUCCUCAAUCUCAAGAAAUAUCAGAAACUGUUGAAGUGGAAGAUGAUGUAAUGUCUUUUGAUAAUCAAAGACUCAAGGAUCCAGAAGUUGUUUGUCAUUCUUAUUUGCCAAAGUCAACAAAUUUCCUUCAUAUAUCAAACCAUUCUAGCCCUCAUCUUCUGCAGCAUGGUGAACUCUGUACUGCUGUAAAUGCUGGUUCUCUAUCUGCUCAUGAUAGUGUUCAGGAUGAAUCUAUAUUACAUGCUUCUAGCAUAUUAUCUAAUGGCUGCCCUGAGAAAUUGGUUAGCGGCAGCUCUUAUGGAUUGCUUCGUGAUGAAAGAAAUGGGCAAAGCAUUGGAAGACCAGUUGGUGAAGCAGUAAAUGCUGGACAUGAUGCUGCUAUGGACAAGGGUGAAAGUAGUAUAAUUUCAAAUAUUUUGUCCAUGGACUUUGAUGCCUGGGAUGACUCACUAACAUCACCUCAUAAUUUAGCUAAGUUAUUGGGCGACAGUACUGACAACCCUUCUGGUCCUUUAAAAAAAUCUAGCUCUUGGAAAGUUCAAAGUAACAAUCAGUCAAGAUUCUCUUUUGCAAGACAGGACGAGUGCAGAAUGCAAACAUUUGAUGUACAUCCAUCUAAUGGUGUCAGCCAGCAACAGCCGAGGAGCCACUCACUCAUCCAGAAUUUUGCAGAGGGGGACUUGUAUAUGGAUAAGGUGGGCAUUGCAAAUGGCUUUCCUACCAGUAACUUUGAGGAAGUUGAAAAUGUAGGCGGCAGUCAUUUUGUAGCUUCUUCUAAUAAGCUUUCUGCCAUUUCAAGAGCACAAGUUUCUACCCCACCAGGAUUUUCAGUUCCAAGCAGGCCACCACCACCUGGUUUUUCUUCUCAUGAGAGAGUGGAGCAGAAUUUUGACUCCAUAACUGGGAAUUCAUUGCUUGACCAUUCUUCCAUUUUGAGAAAUUCAUAUCAGACACCCUCAACUGGGAAUAUUGGUGGCGCUGGGGACAUUGAAUUUAUGGAUCCUGCAAUUUUGGCAGUUGGUAAGGGGAGAUUUCAAGGUGCACUAAACAGCCCAGUGCUGGACAUGCGAUCAAAUUUCAUGCCACAGUUAAAUUACUUUGAAAAUGAGGCCAGACUACAAUUAUUGAUGCAAAGAUCUCUCGUACCGCAGCAAAACCUUAGAUUUUCUGAAAUCGGGAAUACUUUUUCUCAACUUGGUGGUUCUUAUGGUAUUUCUUCAAGGUUAGAUCAGUCACAAGUCAAUGAUGUAUCCCCAUUCCCUCAGUUGUCUCUACAGCAGUCUACAAAUGCAGCCUUGUCAAAUGGUCACUGGGAUGGGUGGAAUGAGGUGCAAAGUGGGAAUGGUCUAGGUGUGGCCGAGCUUCUAAGAAAUGAAAGACUUGGAUUUAACAAGUUUUACUCUGGAUACGAUGAAUCAAAAUAUAGGAUGCAGAAUUCUGGGGAUCUUUACAACAGAACAUUUGGGAUGUGACUUGUUUCUAGCUAUGUUGUCUUUCUUAUUGUUGGAAAUGGGAAAGCCAAGCAGAAAUGGACGAACAAUUUAUUUUGCGUUAAUGAAAAUGUUGGGGCUGACUCUUCACUGGUCUAUUGGGCUACCUAAUGAUGAAGCUCCCAAGAAGUGUAAUUUAUGGCUGCAGCUGUUCUGGAUUUGCAGAAAUGAGCUGUGUUGGGAUUUUAAGAUAUCAACUGUCAAUGCUAACGUGAUCAAACUGGCAGGUAGAUCGUAGUUGUGUGUUUUCCCUUGAAAGCAGAGAGCGUGAAAACUUGAUUCAAAAUCAAAUAGAUCCGUCCCAUAUUGUUGUAAUUUUCUUUUUAGUUUAACAACCCUUGUGGGUAGAACUAUAGAGGUUUGAUGCGAAUGGUUAAAGGGAAAUUAUUUUGGCAGUGGAUUUACAUCUUGGUAGAGUUUGGUAAUCAUAUUGGGUAUGAAAUUGAUCACUUUUUUAACUGGAAA